This is a messenger RNA of Hordeum vulgare subsp. vulgare (domesticated barley), 1057 nucleotides long. RefSeq names its product adenylylsulfatase HINT3. The transcript has 7 exons. Gene Ontology annotation, molecular function: adenylylsulfatase activity. Gene Ontology annotation, biological process: sulfur compound metabolic process; purine ribonucleotide metabolic process. The coding region runs from base 67 to 666 and encodes 199 amino acids. The record is from RefSeq and is a predicted model, not a curated record. NCBI's taxonomy places the organism in Eukaryota, Viridiplantae, Streptophyta, Magnoliopsida, Poales, Poaceae.
GUUGACCCACGGUAGCGCAAGCGCGUACGAGCCACACGGCCAGGCGACCACCUUACCCACUCCCAAAUGUCCCCGCCGAGGCGCCUCGCCGUGCUCUGCUCCCACCUCCGGCCCGACGGCCCGGAGCCUCCAGCCGAGAAUGAGCGGACGGCCGGGCAGCAAACGGUGAUAUCUACCUCUCCGUGCGCCGCCGCCGUCGACGACGCGGCGGACGGUCGCGUGGGGGAUCGGGGGGUGGAGAGCUGCGUCUUCUGCCGGAUCAUACGCGACGAGGCGCCGGCGUUCAAGCUCUACGAAGACGAUGUAUGCAUUUGCAUAUUGGAUUCUCAUCCAUUGGCUCCUGGGCAUUCAUUGAUAAUUCCAAAACGCCAUUUUUCAUCUAUGGAGGCCACUCCACCUCAUGUCAUAGCAGCCAUGUGUUCCAAAGUACCUUUUCUGAGCAAUGCAAUUAUGAAAGCUACUGACUGUGAUGCAUUCAACUUGGUCGUCAAUAAUGGAGAAGCUGCAGGACAAGUUAUUUUCCAUACCCACUUCCACAUAAUUCCACGUAGAUCUGGUGACAAGUUGUGGCCUACAGAGAGCUUUAGGAGGAGCUCUAUUGAGCCAAAUGAAACCUCGAGCCUUAUUAGCGGCAUCAAGAAGCAACUUGAUUCUUCAGAAGACUGAAGCUCUUUACCGCAUAAGGUGCGAUAGAAAGCUGCUUCAGUUGUCCAGUCAAGUACAUAAUCUGCCUCGGUUGCAUAGCGGAAGUAAUCCAUGAAUUUAACAAAUUCGAUAAAACACUGGCACUGUAACUACUGUAUAAUGUGGAGUUAUGUUGAGUGCUCCAUCGCAUGGAGGAAGUGUGUGUGUGUGUGUGUGUGUGUGUGUGAGUUAUGCUAGUGUUUGAAAAGAUGGCUGCCUACGUGGUUCGUAGGUGCUCGAUAGCCAGCUCUUAUUGCCAACUGAGGCGACAUAUUAGGUACGGAGCCACCUUCGCAUAGAUGAUUAUAUCUUAUGGAAAGAAUCUAAUGAAACUAAUUUGGUGUUGUAGAUGUUAAUAUAUAUUUUUUGAUAA